UGAUGUAGUAGGUCUGACAAACUGCACCGUGUGAAGUCUGGGUGGUUAUAACAGUGUGACAGCAGGAAACAAAAACACUCGCUGGAUCACAAUAAGAGACAGAGGGCUGAAUGCAAAUAUGCUUAAAGCUCAGUGUGUGACUGUGGCCCUGGUCUUAUGGCUAAAAGGUUCCUUUUCCCAACUCAGUGUAUGUGGUCGUGCACCACUUAACAUCCAUUCUGUGGAUGGACUGAGUGCUUCAGAGGGGGCGUGGCCAUGGCAGGUUAGUUUACAGAGGCCUGGUAAACAUCGUGGCCAUUUCUGUGGAGGAUCCCUCAUCAACAAAGAAUGGGUUCUGACCGCAGCCCGCUGUUUCUCCAGGACUAGACAUUCUAAAGUUACUGUAUAUUUGGGGAAACAGACUUUCAAUGGUUCCAAUCCAAAUCAGAUUACCAGACACAUUAAAGAGCUGAUCGUUCACCCAAACUACAACUGCACAACCAAUAACAAUGACAUCGCACUUCUGCGGCUGCACUCUUCCGUCACCUUCUCUGACUACAUCAGACCAGUGUGCCUGGCUGGACAAAACAGCAGUUUUCCUGAUGGCACCAUAAGCUGGAGCACAGGCUGGGGGAGCGUCAACACUGCAGUGCCUUCACCCAGUGUGCUGCAGGAGACGAUGGCGCCCAUUAUUAAUGCAGUUUUUUGUGAUUUUCUACUAAAACCCGAGCCCAUUACUACAAACAUGAUAUGUGCCGGGUAUCUACACGGGGACCCGGAAAUCUGUCAGGCAGAUUUUGGAGGUCCAAUGGUGACCAAGCUGGGUGCAGCCUGGAUUCAAACUGGUAUCACUAGCUGGGGUAAGGGCUGUACACAGCACAGCUCACCCAGUGUUUACACUCUGAUAUCCCAGUACCAGAUCUGGAUCUCCAACAUCAUCAAAAAAAACCUUCCUGGAUUUGUCAGGUACUGAUGCAGCCAAAGAACCAGUGGUUCUACUGAUUGACCAAGCAGGAUAAACACAUUUUAAUUUAACAAAAUGUAUUAUUUUUCAUGACGUAUAUUUUUUUUGCUCAUAUUUAGAAAUUUUUCAUUUUUUUGUCUAUAUUUAUAUUUAUGUGUCUCUUUUUUUACUGGAGGUGAAAAUAAAAUAAAAGAUAUAUAGUUGUUACAGCUGUUAGGAAGUGUUGUACUAAUAAUAUAAUCUGCUUAAUAAACAUUAUUAAAAUGAUGACUC
This is a messenger RNA of Silurus meridionalis, 1216 nucleotides long. Its product is annotated as serine protease 27-like. The record is from RefSeq and is a predicted model, not a curated record. The coding region runs from base 119 to 952 and encodes 277 amino acids. Lineage: Eukaryota; Metazoa; Chordata; Actinopteri; Siluriformes; Siluridae. The transcript has 7 exons. Gene Ontology annotation, biological process: proteolysis. Gene Ontology annotation, molecular function: serine-type endopeptidase activity.